UUUUUUAUUUAUUUAGAAAACGGCAGCCUGUUAGUUAUUACAACUUUUGCUCAGGUCAAGGAAAUUUCUUAUCUACAGGUUGUGUGCAGGCAGUGGCCGUGAGACCGGUAUCUAUAUUCUUCAAUACAAUUCCGUGAAAAAUGUUCUCGGUCAUAACAGUAAGUGAUACGUGUUCGAAUGGAACUGCCACGGACAUCAGUGGACCACAUCUUGUUAGCUUAGUGAAAACCAAACUAAAUCCCUCAGCGGAUGUUCAUUACGUGGUUGUACCAGAUGAAAUCGAAAUUAUCAAGCAAUCUCUCAUCUAUGCCGUUGAUGUUCUUCGAGUGAACGCAGUGUUCACCACCGGUGGAACCGGUUUUGCUCCACGGGAUGUAACACCGGAAGCGACAAAAGCCGUUAUCAGCAAGGAAGCUCCUCAGUUGGCGCUGGCGAUGACGUUGAAAAGUUUGGAGAAAACCAAAUUUGCAGUUCUUUCGAGGGCAAUAUGUGGCGUACGGAAUCGAACGUUGAUCGUGAACUUCCCGGGCAGCAAGAAAGCCGUUGAAGAAUGCUUUCUUUCCAUAGUGGAUGUCGUUCCACACAUGUUGCAGUUGUUAAGCGAUGACAUUCCUAAAGUUCGGGAAACGCACAAAAAGGUUCAGUCUGAUGAAGGUGCUGAACACGUGCAUGUGUGUCCGCACGCUACGGGCAAAGGAGGAGAAGAUAGGAAUUCCCCGUUUCCCAUGAUCGAUGUGGACGAGGCAGUCAAAACAAUUCUCGAAUCAAUCACGUCAAAGUCCAGUCCGAAAAAGCAAUUUAGUCGAGUUAACAUUCCUCCCUUCCGGGCUUCCAUUAAAGAUGGCUAUGCAUUGAAGUCGAUUGGCGGGAAAGGAGUGAAGCGAGUCGUUGGAUAUGUUGCGGCCGGUAGCGGCAUAAUCGGAGACAACUUCAACAUAGAUGAGUGUUACAAGAUCAAUACAGGAGCUCCGGUGCCUGAACAAGCCGACGCAGUAAUCCAAAUUGAAGACACCAAACUCAUCUCGGCUGACAAUGACAUCGAGCGAAUUGUUGAGAUUUUGGCAGAUCCUAGCCCUAAUCUUGACAUUCGAUCUAUCGGCAGUGACUUGCGAAUGGCCGAAGAAGUGUUUCAAUACCAUUUCCCAGUAGAUGCCGCCCAAAAAUCUCUACUGGCUUCCAUUGGGGAGCCGUUGGCGGUAGAUAAGCUGAAGGUGGUGAUAAUUUCCACAGGCGAUGAGCUUGUCCACCCGUACGAAGACUCUAAUCAAGCGACGUCGAUCGAGGGAAAGAUUUACGACUCCAAUACAACGAUGUUGGUACAAUUGCUACGGCAGUUUGGCUUCAACGAAGAGCAGUGUGAACUGCACCAGCUUGUGGUUAGAGAUGAAUAUGAAUCACUUCGCAAAGAGGUAAAGGUUCUUACUGGCGUUGCGCAUGCCAUAAUCUGCACUGGAGGAGUAUCAAUGGGAGAUAAAGAUUUCGUAAAGCCUGUGCUGAAGGAUUUGGGAUACGACUUGAAAUUCGGGCGAGUCAACAUGAAACCGGGAAAGCCUUUCACGUUUGCAAAUAAAGAGAAAACGUUGUUUUUCGGUCUUCCUGGGAAUCCAGUUUCGGCGUUCGUUACCUUUCAUCUGUUUGCGUUACCAGCUUUGAGAAAAUAUCUGGCUUCCAUUAAUGAAGCACCUUGUGUGUUAGCAAAAUGCAUUUUACCUAAAAUAUCGGUUGAGUUACUAACUGAGAACUAUGAACUGGAUCCAAGACCAGAGUUUGCACGGGCAACUGUCAUAUCGAAAAAUAAUAAACUUUACGCUCGCAUAACUGGCAAGCAGGUCAGCAGUCGGCUUAAAAGCAUUGUCGAAGCAGAUGUCCUGUUGCAUAUGCCGGUUCGAUCCUCCUAUAAAACAACGGUGACCAAGGGAGAAUGCUUGAUAGCUUCUAGUUUACGUGCGGAUUUCAUUUCAGCUUAUGAGUAAAUAGUGACUUCCUAUUUUUUUCUUUCAUCGCAUGUUGUGAUUUAUGUUAAGGAAAAACAUGUCUAUUUUAUAAUUGAAUUGAACAUAACUUCUUCUUCUUCUUGGCGUAAUGUCCUCACUGGGACAAAGCCUGCUUCUCAGCUUAGUGUUCUAUGAGCACUUCCACAGUUAUUAACUGAGAGCUUCCUCUGCCAAUGACCAUUUUGCAUGUGUAUAUCGUGUGGCAGGCACGAAGAUACUCUAUGCCCAAGGAAGUCAAGGAAAUUUCCUUUACGAAAAGAUCCUGGACCGACCGGGAAUCGAACCCGUCACCCCCAGCAUGGUCAUGCUGAAUACCCGUGCGUUUACCGCCUCGGCUAUAUGGGCCCUCAAUUGAACAUAAAUGAAAUCCUUAUUUUACUGAAACAAUUUUAAAAAGAUUGUGAUUUGCUAAAAAAAAAAUAAAAAUAAACUCUUCAAUGUUUUUAUGAUGUCGACCAUUAAUUUACAGAGAAGUCCAAAUUCUUUGUCUGUAAAAAGUGUAUUUAAGUUCCAGGGGUAAAUAAAAAGGAACGGUAAAGGUUGAAUAACGUGUUAUACAUGCCCGUGUAGCUGCCGGCAUAGAAUAGCACUAUGGACCACCUGUUCCGGGGGUAAAAGUCCACCAAACAGGUAAUCUCAAUCCAAGGUGUUAGGCGACCCGUGCUGAUGGAUGAAUGAUUGAGGGAGUUUAAAAUAUGCUCGAUCUUCAACGGAACCCGUAGCGUGGGUAGACCACCUUUAUGGGUUGCGUUGCGGCGAAAGAUCUACCAAACCGAACCCUAGUCCUAGGGUAAGGGAGGUAUUUUGGACCGCUUUAGGAAGUGGAUGAACAAUUCAGCGAAAAAAAAGGUCGCUACUUCUAAAUAUGGAUAAUUUCAGUAGGCAUUACGUAGAGCAACAUGUUUUCUGUCGAAAAAGGCCAAACAGAACUCAAAAUUGUUGUAAAAAAUACAAGAAAUAUCAAAACUCCUGAAGGAUCUCGGGCUUCUAUUUUGGACCACCAAGUGCACAUAUUUUGGCCCACCAAAUUAAACUUCUAUUGAUUGAUAAAAUGAAAGCCACCCCAGCAAAAUUUAAACAUAGUUAAAACUACGUCAAGUUUGCAUCUUUUCCAUUCAUUUUUUGAGGCAGGGAACGUUUAAAAAUUACGUAACAGUAGAAAAAGAUGUAAUUUUGCUGCUAUUGCCAGUUUUUUACGCAUUGUAGUAUGAUGUUUCAUCAAAAAUGUUACGCAAAAUGUGUAUUUACUAACUAUUGCAUGACGUAAGUCACCAUGUAUGAAUUACGUAACGCUUCAUAGGAAAUGUGAAAGUCUAGUGAUUUUGAUAAAUAUAAAGGCGUUCCACACAUAUUGUCAUGAGUGGAAAGGUCAUAAAAAAAGUUCUUUGAAUGAUACGUAAUUUGCCAAACAUACCUACAUUAGAUAACACAUUGUCUCAGUCAUCAACUAAUUGCCGAGAAGGACAACUUUUCUAAACUGGAUGACUGAACACCUGAAAAUUUCAACUUGUCGAAAAGUUGUUAGGGCACGAAUCGAAUCGAAACGAAAUAACUUGGCGAAAAGUUGUUAGAACAAAUCGAACUCACAACAAUCUCAUUGUGAAAUGAACGUAUAACAACCCAGAUCACGGGAGGUCCCAAUCUAUUCUAUUUAUCUACUUACAGAGUACAUUACAUUGGCAUGAAUGUUUUCUCCUUUUAGAAGGAACUGGAGAGAUGGAUCUGACAGGUGGUCCAAAAUAUGUCCACAUCUGAUUAUGUUGAACAUAUUUUGGCCAUACCUCAAACCACCAUUUUAGCGAAUAUUAUCGCUCCACCGAGGUUAAAAACAGUUUAUUUUGAGUUCUUACAUGGCCCUAACUACAUUCACAUGAAAUAAAUAUUUAUUUGUAAAAUUUAAUACCUCUUCGAAGCCGACUACAAAUUUGUCAGCUCUUUUGUUUUUGGUGCUUUUCCGUGCGUUUCAUUGGAAGUGAAAACAUUUUCUCUAUUUUUGAUACUGAACAGCAUAUUUAACUGACAUCCAAAAUAAAGGUCAUCACACAGUUGAAUACUUUUCGUGUUCCAAUAAAAAAUUACCAAGAUUUAGUAGAGAUUAUGUGAUAAAUAUCAUAAAUCUCCCUAGGUGGGCCAAAAUACCUGCCCGGUCCAAAAUACCUCCACUACCCUAACUGCUUCCAACUAUCAAACAGCAUAUUUUAGUAAUUAAAGGAAAAACUUUGGCUCUUAUUACAUUUCAUACCUUGUUAAAAGUGAAAGGUCUCGGUUUGCUUGUGGCCGAAAAUGAUCUUGAAACAAGGAAAACUGGAUAAGUAUUUCUAAUCUUUUUUUUUUCGUUGUACACUGGUUUGAUGCACUAAGGGUUCCGAUGCAUGUUCAAUAGGUAUCGGUAUCAUUUUUUGACUUUUUCGUUAAGGGAUUCGAUUUUGACUGGAAAAGGAGCGUGCUAAUGCGGAACCUUUCAAUCAGAAUCCUUCCUUGCGAUUAAGUUGAAAAUGACUACUGUAACAAAACCGAAUACUUUAUUACUGCUCAAUAGUGAUGAAGUAACACGACAUGCACUAUACAAAGGACACGGGAUAUACCACAUAUAUUUGAUCUAUAUUGGUCGCAGUGGUUAGGGGCUGUCCAUUAAUUACGUAAGGGAAUUUUUGCGAUUUUCUGACACCCCCUCCCUCCCUUGUAAGAUUUUUUGUAUGAGAACCCAAAAAUGUUUGUAUGACGCGUAAGAUUUCUCAAAACCCCCCUCCCCCCCAUUAACCCUUACGUAAUUAAUGCACAGCCCCUUAUGCCCCAAACAGAAAAAAAAACAGACUCCACCAUUCUUCCCAGCAACCCUAUUGUGCCUCUUUGUGACUGCGGCUGAGUUGCGAACCGUAGGAAAUAUACGGUAAUUAACCCUGAUAGAAACUUUGGUCAUGGUGGGGGCUGGCUCACCAACACUUCCGGUCCGCUUUAGUGCGUUAUGCAUCAUUGUGGCCAGGUGUUGUUCUAGUUUUUCCAACUGUAUUGUAAAGCAUGAGCGGUGAUCCUUGGCAUUCUUGUGUAAAUUGGGGUACUCGGAAUGUUGAUCGAUCACCGAUUAUUGCUGGCAGAUGCAGUGGAAAAUUUGUCUUAAUACGUAUCAAUCGUCUCUGACAAACGAGAAAAACUGGUCUCACUGAUUACCUGUCUCUGAGCCAAAUUUGGUAUAGAGUCUUCAGUCUCCGAUUAAUCGCUUCAUGUUUGAUGGAGGCUUUUAAUCCAAUGGGUUACAUAGCCGCUAUCCGAAUGAAGAGAGUAAUGUUCCGCGUAAUAUAUCACAAAUCAAAAGAGGUGCGGUAUAUUACGUGGAGCGGAUAUACUGAAUUGGGUACCAGACCAAGUCCCUGCUGGUUGGCACGAAAUAGGUGAGCCAUAGACAAUAGAAUCGUCAAUGUCGUAGGGCAUAGUAUGUGACUAUUGUCGAAACCAAAAAAACUUUUAAUGCCCAACCAAAUCAUUAGCAAUAUCAAUUUGCUUCAAACGCGUUCCAGUGAUAGGGUUAAGAUUAGGAUCAAUUAUUACAAUACAAUUUCACGUUUCAAUAUGUGUUUAGUAGUUUUAGAGGUAACAGCCUAAUAAAAAAUUUUCUGUAGGUUCAUAACUUGCACUCAACGAGUUGAAUGUUAUAUUGCCUCACAACUGUAAGGAACAUUAUUACUCAUUAAUAAAAGGUUGUAUCAUCAAUAUGGACAUUAGACUUGCUGAACGAAACAUUUGACCAAUUAACAUCUUUCAGGUAUAAAAUAGGUAGUAGGACAAAACUUUUAUUUUUAAAAGUAGUUAGGGUGCCUGUACCAGUUAUCGCACUACCUAAGAAAAACUAUUUCUACAAAAAUAAGAAGAAGACCGACGGAUGUAAACAAUAAGUCAAAUGAUUGAUUUGUUUCCAUACUUUAUAGGAAAAUUAUAGAAACGGAGCCAAAACUACUUUUAGUAUUUAUUACGGCGUGUGCCAAUGAUAGGAACCCUGUACCAGUUAUGGACACAUUUGUUAAUUUGGGUUCCACUUCGCACUAUUUACAUGCAUUCCUUAUGGGAGUUGCCAUAACUGGUACACUAUGGCGAAAUAGGGUGCAAGGAGGCCGAAAAGUUAAGGAAAAUGAUUUAUUUCUACCAUAAUUUGAGCAAAUUGUGAAGUUUGAAUGAUUGCAAUCAUCUUUUGUGAUCGUGAUCUGUUAUUCACGAUUUUUUUCUUGUUGAUUUGUAUCUUUAAAGGUUGAAAAUCAACUAUGGCGAAUUUGAGGUACUAUAGCCAUAACUGGUACACUGAGCCUAUCUAUGUUCAUGAUAGAAGAGUAUCGUAAAGUGAUACCACCCGUUUCAGAUCCAGAAACGUUUCACACUGAAAGAAGGUUGGAAUGACAGUGUGAACAGAAGAUCCGAACUGCUAGGUGUAGGAAGAAGUAUGUUUAUCUCCCCUCCCCUUCCCCAACACUCUGUAGAAUUUUGAUACAACUUCACGUAACUGUUUACUCCCUAGCCAAGAUCACAGGAUUUGACGGUAUUUAAGUGAAGGAAGUUAAUUAUAAUUCUUGUAAUGAAAACAUCACCUUCGGCUGCUACAGAUGGAGUAUAGCUGAUUUAUCAGAAAUGCUCGAUAAACAGGAGGAACCUGCUAGGGCUUAGUAGUUUCUAUACUCAGAAAACAGGUCCAGUCGGUUGAGUCGGGAAGGGUUGCGAGAGUCGUUGUGAAUCAUAAUGAAAACAUUUGUGCUUUGUGACGAAUCUUGGGAUCUUUCUGGAGUCAACAGACUUGGAAUUGUUGUCUGGGCUUUCCACUAUUUGGUUAAUUUUAACAAUCAAUAUGCAACAAAUAGUAGUAUCUCGUGUAUUCGAAUUGCUCAUUCACAGUGCUGACAUUGUAUUUACUUGUGAUUAAUAUUAAUUUUAAUUUUCAAUAUCAGUAUUUUCAUAUGUGAUAGUUGUUUUGUGAGUAAACCCUAAUAUGUUUUGAAUGGCUAAUGCUUAAUAAUGUUUUCUUGCCAUAUCAAUUUAAAAUAACUAAGAAGUCGAAACCAAUAGUGUGAAAGUGCAGCAUUUAAUAGUGCUUGCUUAUAGAUUCGAAGCCAACGGGUGAUCAAGACUCAAGACUUAAGACGCAUACUUGACGAAAUCGACAAAAACUGACUACUUCGUCCUAUAUAUAUAUAUAUAUAUAUAUAUAUAUAUAUAUAUAUAUAUAUAUAUAUAUAUAUAUAUAUAUAUAUAUAUAUAUAUAUAUAUAUAUGUUUAUACUAAUAUAAGUGGGCCGCGGAGCUGUGCGGCCCAGUAUUUCCUUUUAUUUUUUAAUUCCAGAAAACGCCAUAGUUCUGAAGAAAACUUAUCCUGGUACACCCACGAAGUACCCAAACACAAACGGAAAUUGUCCGGAGCAAUCAAGAUAAGUAAAAACUUUUAUAAACAGGCACGCAACUCUUUCUACUACUAGGCAAAUAGAAUAUUUAUGUGUUUGCUUAUUCAUCACAUUCGUGGCUGUGCGGAACAUUUUAUAAUAUAGGUACCGUACUUAACAUUUCUUCAAUUCACCUUUAAAUAACUGAUCAUUAAAUUUUGUAUAAAAACUUGCAUCUCAAUUAUUUUCAUCAUAUUAGUUUUCUUUUAUUUCAGAAUUUUUAAAGCAUUAUGGUAGAAAGAGUUGGUGUCAUGAUUCAUGCAAAACUUGAAACUGAAAACUCCUUAUUUCCCCCUAUGGGUUAUAGGGAGGAGCGGGACAUUCGAGCCUACUCAUCAGUGGAAAGGACUUGCUAUGCUAAUCGGUUUAGCAUAGGGCAGAUACAAGUCUACUGGUAGACGUAUCGCCCAGCGAUUCAACGCAGAUUGGCCACGGCCCGGGGGUGCGUUGAUUAUAACAGAAUAACAGAAUAACA
This is a messenger RNA of Aedes albopictus (Asian tiger mosquito), 7885 nucleotides long. It is a transcript of the gene cin, whose product is annotated as molybdenum cofactor synthesis protein cinnamon. Gene Ontology annotation, cellular component: dendrite; cytosol; postsynaptic membrane. Gene Ontology annotation, biological process: postsynaptic neurotransmitter receptor diffusion trapping; gamma-aminobutyric acid receptor clustering; glycine receptor clustering. The transcript has 5 exons. The record is from RefSeq and is a predicted model, not a curated record. The coding region runs from base 141 to 1973 and encodes 610 amino acids. NCBI's taxonomy places the organism in Eukaryota, Metazoa, Arthropoda, Insecta, Diptera, Culicidae. Gene Ontology annotation, molecular function: molybdopterin molybdotransferase activity.